UGGAGUAACCCAUUUGCAAAUGUUUAAAUGAGAGGGUGGGUAGUUGCAUAAUUUGAUUUUAAAUUAAAAAAUAAUUAUAACAUGAUUCCUGAAAGAAAACGAUUUGUACUUGAAUUUUGAAAUUGAAAAUUAGAAGGUAGGGGUUAAGGUAAUUUGGAGGACUGACAGCCCCCUUCCAUGGGACUCCCGCCCUACGGGUGGAGUUCGGUCGGGGGCGGCUGUAGCAUUUUCCAGGUAAUUUCCCUGCAUCAUAUUUGUUUGGACGAAAUUGCCCUGCUACUUUGGUAGGAGACUUGCCACGGUUAGGGCACUGAAAAAUGAAAUUCCCAAAAAAAUCGGCCCAUUAAAUUUGUUCAUGGCCAUAAGCCCUAAGUACUGCACCUUGGAAGAUAUACCACCAAAUUAUUUGUAAGGUUUAUGAAGAUGCCAUUUUGAAUCCCCAAUUCUUAGAUUUUCAAUUCAAUACAACCAAAGGAAAUGUCGAAACGAAAAUUCGGUUUCGAAGGGUUCGGCAUGAAUCGCCAAGCUUCGUACAACUUCGAGCGAUCCUCAGCUCCUCAACGGCUUUACGUUCCUCCGUCGUCUCGCUCCUCUGGUGGCAGCUACGACAAUUACGAAGAUACUGACCUUGACAACAUUGAGUACGCCGACGACCGUGAAAACGACUCCAUUAAUGGUGCCGGUGGUGGUGAUGAGAUUGAUCCUCUGGAUGCGUUUAUGGAGGGUAUACACGAGGAGAUGAACGCGGCGCCGCUACCGAAGGCAAAGGAGAAGUUGGAUAAGUAUAAAGACGACGAAGAUGAGGAGGAUCCGAUGGAGAGUUUUUUGAGAGCUAAGAAGGAUGUAGGUUUACAAUUGGCUGCUGAGGUUCUUCACGCGGGGUAUAAUUCUGAUGAGGAGGUGUACGCCGCAGCUAAGGCGGUGGAUGCUGGAAUGCUCGAGUACGAUUCUGAUGAUAAUCCGAUUGUUUUGGAUAAGAAGAAGAUUGAGCCUAUCCUGGCUCUCGAUCACAGCUUGAUUGAUUACGAGCCCUUUAACAAGGACUUCUACGAGGAAAAGCCUUCCAUUUCUGGUAUGAGUGAGCCGGAUGUUACUGAGUACAAGAAGAGCUUGGCCAUUCAUGUGUCGGGUUUUGAUUUUCCAAGACCUGUUAAGACUUUUGAAGACUGUGGUUUCUCUGUGGAGCUAAUGAAAGCCAUAGCUAAACAAGCAUAUGAAAGGCCCACGCCAAUACAGUGCCAAGCUCUGCCCAUUGUGCUUUCAGGAAGAGAUGUCAUUGGAAUAGCCAAAACUGGUUCAGGAAAGACUGCGUCCUUCGUGCUUCCUAUGAUUGUCCAUAUUAUGGAUCAACCUGAGCUUGGGAAAGAAGAAGGCCCAAUUGGAGUAAUAUGUGCACCUACUAGGGAACUAGCUCAUCAGAUAUAUUUAGAAGCUAAGAAAUUUGCAAAGGCAAGUGGGAUUCGUGUCUCUGCAGUUUAUGGUGGAAUGUCUAAACUUGAUCAGUUCAAGGAGCUGAAGGCAGGAUGUGAGAUAGUUGUCGCUACCCCAGGGAGGUUGAUAGACAUGAUAAAAAUGAAGGCAUUGACGAUGUUGAGAGCUACGUACUUAGUACUUGAUGAGGCUGAUCGAAUGUUUGAUCUUGGUUUUGAGCCUCAAGUUAGGUCUGUUGUUGGUCAAAUAAGGCCAGAUCGACAAACCUUACUCUUCUCAGCUACUAUGCCGCGCAAAGUUGAAAAACUUGCAAGGGAGAUACUGACUGAUCCUGUAAGGAUUACCGUGGGAGAAGUUGGUAUGGCCAAUGAGGAUAUAACACAAGUUGUUCAAGUAAUUCCAUCAGAUGCUGAAAAAUUGCCAUGGCUCCUUGAAAAGCUUCCUGUGUUGAUAGAUGAAGGUGAUGUUCUGGUUUUUGCUUCAAAAAAGAACACAGUGGACGAAGUAGAAUCACAGCUUUCACAGAGGGGUUUAAGAGUUGCUGCUCUGCAUGGUGACAAAGAUCAGGCUUCUCGAAUGGAGAUAUUGCAAAAAUUUAAAUCUGGAACAUACCAUGUUCUCAUUGCAACUGAUGUUGCUGCUCGUGGUCUUGACAUCAAGUCAAUUAAAUCUGUGGUCAAUUUUGAUAUAGCAAAAGAUAUGGACAUGCAUGUCCAUCGAAUUGGAAGGACAGGUCGUGCUGGUGACAAAGACGGAACUGCAUACACUCUCAUAACAGAGAAGGAGGCACGGUUUGCAGGUGAAUUAGUCAACAGUUUGAUUGCUGCUGGUCAAAACGCAACUAUGGAGCUGAUGGAUCUUGCCAUGAAGGAUGGGAGGUUCAGAUCCAAACGUGAUGCACGGAAAGGAGGUGGGAAAAGAGCUAAAGGGAGGGGCGGAGGUGGUAACCGAGGUGUGCGAGGCGUGGAUUUUGGAUUGGGUAUUGGGUAUAGUCCAGAAUCCAAUGCAGCAUCAAAUACCGUUCCAAGUCGUUCGGCCACCGCAGUUAAUUCACUGAGGACAGGGAUGAUGGCAAAAUUUAAAAGCAAUUUUGUUGCUGCAUCAUCAAAUUCCCAAAAUCAGGUUGUGAACCAUAAUCCAGGCAUGCUUGCCAAUAAAAGAAUGGCUUUGCCGGGCUUUGUAUCUGGAGGCACUAUAGGUGGAGAUGUUCAUACUACCGAUAAAACCAGUUCAACUGGUACUGCUUCUGUGUCAAUCAUUGCCACUCAGAAUUCCAGAGAUAACGCGAACCAAAAACACUCAGAAAGCUCCAGAGAAAGGCCUAGAGAAAGGCGGAGGCCCUCUGGUUGGGAUCAGUAAUCUGUACAGGAAAAGAUUUGCUCGUUCAUGGAUGGUAGCUUAUACCUUUUAGGGCCUGUUUGUGCCUCUUUAAUUUGAAAAAUUGUAUUAUGGAAUAUUGAUUAAUGUUGAAAUAUGUGGUUAAAAAAAAAAAAAGAAGGAAAUUUUUUUGAUUUAUGUGUAAUAUUAUUUUAAUGAAGAAUGUGUAGUGGAAAAUGAGUACUGUAGAAAAAAUAACAUAGUAAAUUGGUUGACGAACAAAGGCUUAAUGUUGAAUUGCUAUUGUAUCGUGUC
Molecule: messenger RNA, 3063 nt
Organism: Olea europaea var. sylvestris
Lineage: Eukaryota; Viridiplantae; Streptophyta; Magnoliopsida; Lamiales; Oleaceae
Product: DEAD-box ATP-dependent RNA helicase 24-like
Exons: 5
Coding region: 478-2790 (770 amino acids)
Molecular function (GO): ATP binding; RNA binding; RNA helicase activity
Source: RefSeq, a predicted model, not a curated record